Phytophthora nicotianae INRA-310 is the source of this 1059-nucleotide messenger RNA. RefSeq lists its product as hypothetical. Lineage: Eukaryota; Oomycota; Peronosporomycetes; Peronosporales; Peronosporaceae. The coding region runs from base 1 to 1059 and encodes 352 amino acids. The record is from RefSeq and is a predicted model, not a curated record. The transcript has 3 exons.
AUGGCAGUACAAACACACCCGGAGAACGUCAAGGACAGCGGAGUGCUGAACCGAGAAUCUUCGUUUCUAUCACGUGUUGAGAACAAGUGGAAUGCCAUUCAAGUUGGUCGACAGGGAGAAUACUCAAUCGAGAGAGUGGAGAGUCUAGAUCACUACUGUAAGACCGCGUCCAAGACCCGCGUGUUGCUUGUGUGUAUUCUUACACCUGUCCCAGCGCUAGCAGUCGCCAUAAUACUGGAAAUGAUGCCGCUUCAAGAUCCUUCAAAAGGCUGGGAUGCGAAUUGGAUCUUCUGGAUCCGAGUGACUGUUAUUUGCUUUAUUUUGACUUGGGAAGCCCAUGACGUUAUUUCUUUACCAAACGUGCGUCUUUGGGCUUGUGAACCUCACCCGAUAUCCAGUGAUCGGUUAGAAAUACUUAAGACACUUUCGACUUCAGACGUAUACGGCUCUCGGUCUUGCCACACGAUCCCAACGAAAGCAAAUGCGUCCCUCUCAUCUAGUUUACUAGUUCAAACGCGUCGUGUGUUAGUGGCACCUAUUGGCCCGACCGAGUCCGUUGUUGAGAAAACGCACAGUCUGAGAAAUCCUCGUGUCUCGACUUCCAUACUCAAUACUCAAGUGUUUGGUUCGGAGCGCUCAAAGAAAAAGUUAAUAACUCAAGGGCUUCAGCUCCUGUUUCACUGUGAAUAUCUCGUUUUAGUUGAGUACAUCGAGUGCGUUGUCCCAAUUGUGUUCGUGACCUAUCAGUCCGUUCUGCGUCAACUACCAAAUGUCAUUUAUGCUCCAGAAGGAGCUGAAGGGUGGCAGAGUGGGCCAAUUGGAACUAUCUUACUAUUUGCCGUGUUGGAGGUCUGCUCGUUGCUAGCUUUGAAAGUGCUUUUGGAGCGCAAAUUCGCGUUCUCUCCUCUCUACCAGUUGGCAUACGUAUUGGAAACGCAACUCGAAUUUGUACAAACGGACGUGUUCAUCGCUACUAUAGUUCUGUUACCAUUUGAACUUGUGCAUUUCGGCAUGGAUUUCACCCUUCGGUUCGAAUGGCUUCGUUCCUCGUCGACGUAG